GAACCUCCCACUUUCUUCUGCUAUCACAUGCCCCUCCGCCACCGCUCCUCUGACGUCAUUCACCUUGUUGAAAAGAAGACCCAAUAUCCCCCAAGCUCACGAAAAAACGCUUACCCGAGCGAAGUUCGAAUCUGACAAGCAAGAACCACCGAACCCACCGUUAGGCCAGCACACAAGCAGGCGGCUCUCAUCUUCUCCUUGGCAGAUGGAGCUAGCUACGAAUGAUGAGAAAGUGCGGUACCUACUUUAAUGGGAAAUGCUGUAAGCUCCGGCUUUGCGAUAUGACUCACGUUGCAAUGUUCUAAGAUCAUGCUUCUGGAAAGCGGAAUUAACAGAAUAUGCUAAAGUUGCGAUGAACUCUAGCGCGCCAAGUAAGCCAAGAUGUCCCAGUAGAUAAGAGUCAAGGAACGGUAAAGCAGCAAGUUCAUGUCUUUCUUCCUAAGGUAGUUCAGUUUACACAGCUGAGUGCUUGUGCAAGGAAUCGUUUUUCAUCGGUAUGACCAAGGAAGAGAAUGAAUUUCAGUUUAAAUUCAGCCAGGGCAAAUAAGUCAUUUUUGUGCAUUGUUAUCCACAGCCAAGGACCCGGGGCCGCAAACUCAUUUUACCAUUUGGUGGGACUUUUGGGUAAUAAGAAUGGUUAUGGGGACCUUAGCAGUGACACCCCCCCCCCCCCGGUUUGUUAGAGUGAAGCUUUAGGAGCAUUACAUAUUGAGGGUUGGCUUAAACCCACGGUCACAAUUUCUGUGAAAAAAAGAGAAUAGGUUUCUAUAAAGUUUCAUUUCAGAAACUUUCUGACUAUAUUUUGAAAUAACUUCUCUAUUUCCCCAGUUGAAUUCAUUUAGACUGGUUUCAGUUAUGGUGGAAGGCUUACUGUUUUGAAUUUUUGAUAGUGCAACUAUUGAAAGUAGUUCGUACUCAGUUUUCUUUGUUGGAUUGUGCGAAUAUUUGUGCUGAUUAUGAAGUAGUGAGGCAUUAAUGUUCCUCCAAUUCUUUCUCUUGAAAUGAAGUUAAGCUUAAGCAGUUUAUAUCGAUCUUCUAACUUACCUACAAUCCUUAAAUCGUCUGCUUACAGUAGUUCUUGUCGACCCUUUUGUUUUUCCUCGCUAUCAUCCCCACAAACAUCUCUGAAACCCCUAAUUCCGCUUUUUCUGAGGCCAUCCAAAUACUCAGCCACACUGCAUGACCUCAAAAAGUGGCAUGACUGGGCCAAAAAUCUUGCAGAAUCAAUGGGGUCAACCUUUGAGCAGACUGACAAUGGGCCAGACUCAAGUCUUCUGUGUAGGGAGCUCAAAUGGCUACUGGAGGAUGCUGUUGAAGACCACACUCUCUUUUCCCAAAUGGGUGUUCAAAAUGAUAGGAGAGUAACGAUAAGGGCAGAGGUAGAUGAUCUUUACAAUCUAUGGAGGCAGAGAAUCCAUGAGAGGAGGCCUUUUCAGUACAUAGUUGGAUGUGAACAUUGGAGGGAUUUGGUGUUGAGUGUCCAAGAGGGUGUCUUGAUUCCUAGGCCUGAGACAGAACAUAUUGUCAAUUUGGUGUCCGAUGUGAUCUCAAAAGAUGAUGAGUUGAAAGGAGGGGUUUGGGCAGAUUUGGGGACAGGAAGUGGUGCUCUUGCUAUUGGAAUUAGUAGGAUUUUGGGGACUGAUGGGAGGGUUAUUGCCACAGAUUUAAACCCGGUAGCAGUUGCUGUAGCAGCUUACAAUGUGCAGAGGUAUGGUUUAAAGGAAAUUAUUGAAAUAAGGGAGGGAUCAUGGUUUGAACCGGUGAAGGAUGUAGAAGGAAAGCUUUCAGGUCUUGUAAGUAACCCACCAUAUAUUCCAAGUAAAGAUAUUUCUGGUCUGCAAGCUGAAGUUGGAAGACAUGAGCCAAGAGUUGCUUUAGAUGGUGGCGUUAAUGGCAUGGACGCUCUUCUCCAUCUUUGUGAUGGGGCUGCUUUAUUCUUGAAGCCUGGUGGAUUUUUUGCCUUUGAGACAAACGGUGAGCAGCAGUGCGGGGCUCUUGUUGAUUACAUGGAAAAUUAUAAAAGCAGAAGCUUAUGCAAUUUUGAAAUAGUUCCUGAUUUUGCUGGUAUUCAGAGAUUUGUGACUGGAUUCCGUCGACAAGCAAGUUGACUUGGAAAUAGACGUGUACAUUUGUAGAAAAGAUUCAGAAACGUUGAACAGAGAGAUUCACAACUUGUUCAACUGGGAGAUGCAAAUUUUCUUCUCAACAUUUUGAGCUCUACUUGCUAUGCCACUGAUCAAUGUGAACUUCUGACUUUUUAUAUGAUAAAUUACUCGGACUUCUGAUGAUGUGAAGGGUAUAUUAUAUACAAAAAACUUCUUCUGAAAAUAGGAAGGAGGCAUGUAAAAUUCUUGCAGACUGUAAGAAUUUGUUUUUUUGGGUACAAAGCAAACUCUAAGAGAAUUUGGUGUAGCUUAUUUAUAGUUUUCAAGGAAGGUUUGUGUUAAUUUUUUUGAAAAUAGAAGGAAUGUUUAUGUGAUAAAAUUCAGGGCAAGAUAUUGUAAUUUACCUUUUA
This is a messenger RNA of Prosopis cineraria, 2515 nucleotides long. RefSeq lists its product as uncharacterized. The record is from RefSeq and is a predicted model, not a curated record. NCBI's taxonomy places the organism in Eukaryota, Viridiplantae, Streptophyta, Magnoliopsida, Fabales, Fabaceae. Gene Ontology annotation, molecular function: protein methyltransferase activity; nucleic acid binding. Gene Ontology annotation, biological process: protein methylation. The transcript is spliced from 4 exons. The coding region runs from base 1002 to 2108 and encodes 368 amino acids.